This is a messenger RNA of Protopterus annectens (West African lungfish), 3542 nucleotides long. RefSeq names its product rhomboid 5 homolog 1 (gene RHBDF1). Gene Ontology annotation, cellular component: endoplasmic reticulum membrane. Gene Ontology annotation, biological process: regulation of epidermal growth factor receptor signaling pathway; regulation of protein secretion. Lineage: Eukaryota; Metazoa; Chordata; Ceratodontiformes; Protopteridae. The record is from RefSeq and is a predicted model, not a curated record. The coding region runs from base 452 to 3121 and encodes 889 amino acids. The transcript has 21 exons. Gene Ontology annotation, molecular function: serine-type endopeptidase activity.
AUCGAAACUUGCUACAAGUGACACCUUGGGGGAAAUACUCUGGCUAUAUUUGUACAUUUCGUUUCUGCAGUGUUUAAAUUUUGAUCUUCAUUUUUCUCUGCUCCACGUCAAAUGGUUGGAUUUUACUUACUUUACAGCAGUGGAAAAGGGAUAUAAUGUGUUUUGCUUUUGCUAUGUUCUAAAUACGGAGUCUUGUAUGGGAGGACCGAGCUGGAGACAGGCCACCUGCCGUUACUAUUGACUAACCAAGAUUGAUGGGACAUCUAUUGUGGGCACCAAUAGCAGUAUGCCCAUAAUAUCAACACACAGGUCCUCAUUACAAAUGAUGAAGAGUAGGGGGUCCAUGCACUGACCCUUGAGGUGACCUUUUGUGCAAGACCGAAGAAGCAGUAACACCUCUGGACUUUAACUUCUGGUAACUCCAGAGAGAAGUAAAGUCUGAGAAGAAACAAUGGCGGAGGUUCGACGAGACAGCAGCAGCAGUUUACAAAGAAAAAAGCCACCGUGGUUAAAACUAGAUAUACCAGCACCUGGGUCACAUACGGAAGAAGUUACCUUUGUUCAGCCAUUCAAACGACAAGCCUUUCUGAGAAGUGUCAGUAUGCCUGCUGAAAACACUCGACUUCCAUCCCUUGCAAAUGAACAGAGACGACCAGUUUUACAACGACAGGCCUCAAUAACACAGACAAUAAAAAGCAAGCAGGUGCGAUUUGAGAGAAUCAGUACCAUGCCCAUCAAGGGUUAUCGAGCUAGCCGAAGAGUGUUGAGAAAACGCCAUUCCCUUUCCAGAGUUCUUUUCAGGGGUACAGCAGACUGGUUUGGGGUUAGCAAGGACAGUGAUGCAACGCAAAAAUGGCAGAGAAAAAGCCUCCGCCACUGCAGUCAACGAUACGGAAAGCUGAAACCUCAAGUCAUCAGGGAAAUGGACCUGCCAAGUCAGGACAACAUCUCGCUCACCAGCACAGAGACUCCUCCCCCACUUUAUGUGGGGCCUACUCAAAUAGGCAUGCAGAAGAUAAUUGACCCCCUUGCACGAGGACGGGCAUUUCGUAUGGCAGAUGACAACGAUGGGUACAGUGUCCCUCAUACACCAAUUACUCCUGGUGCAGCAUCCCUUUGCUCUUUUACAAGCUCUCGGUCUGGGUUCAAUAGGGUGCCACGAAGGAGGAAGCGGGAAUCUGUGGCUAAAAUGAGUUUUAGAGCAGCAGCUGCUCUUGUGAAGGGCCGAUCUCUCAAAGAAAGCACCCUCCGACGGGCCCAAAGACGCAGCUUUACUCCUGCCAGCUUCAUGGAAGAGGACACAGUUGACUUUCCAGAUGAGCUGGACACAUCUUUUUUUACAAGGGAAGGAGUUCUACAUGAAGAGCUGUCCACAUACCCCGACGAGGUGUUUGAAUCCCCUUCAGAAGCUGCUGUAAAGGAGACGGAGGCCAAACCUUCAGAGCAAGCUGAUCUAACAGGAAGCGCCUUAGAUAAAAGUGAACUUGAAAGGAGUCACUUAAUGCUUCCACUGGAGAGAGGUUGGCGUAAAACAAAAGAAGGGCCCCCUGUCCAACCUAAAGUGCGUUUACGUCAGGAAGUAGUGAGUGUAAGUGGACAGAGGAGAGGGCAGCGCAUUGCUGUACCUGUCAAGAAACUGUUUGCCAAGGAGAAGAGGCCGUAUGGGUUAGGUAUGGUGGGAAAGUUAACAAAUCGGACAUAUCGCAAAAGGAUAGACAGCUACGUCAAACGACAAAUUGAAGACAUGGACGACCAUAGGCCGUUUUUUACAUACUGGAUAACCUUUGUACACCUACUGAUCACAAUUCUAGCACUAGCCAUUUAUGGGAUUGCUCCAGUUGGAUUUUCACAACAUGAAACUGUAGAUUCCGUUCUAGGAAAUAAGGGUAUUUAUGAAAAUGUAAAACAUGUGCAACAAGAAAAUUUCUGGAUUGGACCAAGUUCUGAAGCUCUCAUACACCUUGGUGCUAAAUUUUCCCCAUGCAUGAGACAGGACCAGCAGGUACACAAUUUAAUAAUGAAGAAAAGGGAAGAGGAGAAACAUUCAGCAUGCUGUGUGCGGAACGACAGGUCGGGAUGUGUGCAGACAUCGGAGGAAGAAUGCUCUUCAACACUAGCUGUUUGGGUUAAGUGGCCCCAACAUUCCAGCACACCACUGAUGGCUGAUAGAAACAAGAGACAGUUUGGAUCUGUUUGUCACCAAGACCCAAGGUUCUGCCUUGAACCAGCUUCAGUGCCUCCUCAUGAAUGGCCUGAUGAUAUCUCCAAAUGGCCGGUAUGUACAAAGAGUGGUGCAGAGAACGGUACCAAUCUCCCGCACAUAGACUGCGAUAUAACAGGCAGGCCCUGCUGUAUCGGUACUAAGGGAAGGUGUGAAAUCACAUCCCGGGAGUAUUGUGUCUUCAUGAAGGGCUAUUUCCAUGAAGAAGCCACUCUAUGCUCACAGGUACACUGCAUGGAUGAUGUGUGUGGGUUGCUACCUUUCCUAAAUCCAGAUGUUCCUGACCAGUUUUACAGACUCUGGCUUUCUCUCUUUCUCCACGCAGGAAUUUUGCACUGUCUAGUAUCAGUCUGCUUCCAAAUGACAAUCCUACGAGACCUUGAGAAGCUGGCAGGCUGGCAUCGAAUCUCUAUUAUCUACAUCCUCAGUGGCAUCACAGGAAAUCUGACCAGUGCUAUAUUUCUGCCUUAUAAAGCGGAGGUUGGACCUGCUGGAUCACAGUUUGGAAUCUUGGCAUGCCUCUUUGUGGAACUCUUCCAGAGUUGGCAAAUUCUAGCACGUCCUUGGAGAGCCUUCCUUAAACUCUUUGCAGUGGUAGUUUUCCUUUUUGCAUUUGGUCUUCUACCUUGGAUUGACAAUUUUGCCCACAUCUCAGGCUUCAUCAGUGGAUUCUUUUUAUCAUUUGCUUUUCUGCCUUAUAUCAGUUUUGGGAGAUUUGAUAUGUACCGCAAACGAUGCCAAAUCAUCAUAUUUCUCCUCAUAUUCAUCGGACUAUUUGCUGGUCUGGUGAUCUUGUUCUAUGUUUACCCCAUCAAGUGUGGGUGGUGUGAAUACCUGACUUGUUUUCCAUUUACAGACAAAUUUUGUGAGAAAUAUGAUCUUGAUACUGACCUCCACUGAAACUGAAAUUACCUGCCGGCAGGAGCUGAAAUCAACAAUAAUCUUUUAAGUGCAUGGAAGACAUGACAAGGCUGUAGCUACAUCACUACAGAAUAAAAUGUAACACUCUACCAGUAUUUAAUGUCAUGACCAGUUUAACUUCCCCUCGGUUUUCAGCCACUUUGAAUUUUAUGCACAGCACUUGUCAAGCCAGGCUCUUUGAUCUCAGAGGACUGUGAACUCGUACCCCGAGCACAGAACAUUGGUGCCUUCUCUCCUACCACUGAAUCCGGAUUUUGUGAUGCCAUAUUUUUAUUACACACUAGCUCAAGCACUAAAUUUUUAACCAACAUUGUUUACUACUGCUAAGGUGGUGAUGAAAUUGAAGGUAGUGUUUUAGCUACCAUUUAAUUGUACUGCAAAAUACAAAAAAAAAAAAAGA